Molecule: messenger RNA, 1578 nt
Organism: Xyrauchen texanus (razorback sucker)
Lineage: Eukaryota; Metazoa; Chordata; Actinopteri; Cypriniformes; Catostomidae
Exons: 5
Coding region: 283-1233 (316 amino acids)
Cellular component (GO): plasma membrane
Source: RefSeq, a predicted model, not a curated record
UGCAGCAGCGCGCGGUGGCAAGCAGCUUACAGCGGAGAAACACAGAAGCAUAUAGAGGGAAUAGAGCCAGUGUAACACACUCUCUCUCUCUCUCUCUCUCUCUCUCUCUCUCUCUCUCUCUCUCUCUCUCUCUCUGAUCCUCUGGAGAAGUGAGCUGCAGUUCUUCCGGUGUUGGCUGGUGCGCAGCUGAAGCGCAAGAGAGUCACCAAGAACCAACAGCACUGAGACCCGGAUAUGACAGACUGACAGUACUUUCUUACUUAUUCAUAACCACAGUCGCCUAUGGCUCUGAAAGAGAGACCCCUCAGUUGGGGGUUCGUGCUGUGUUCUAUGACAUGGACCUUAGCUUGGACAUUUACACCAGAUGAGGGGUCUUCAGUCAGUCCAAUAUUGGCUAAUGAGACAUGGAUGAACAACACUGAGACCCCCACCACCAAUUACACAGCAGCAGUCCUGAGCUGCGCCUCACUGCUUCCCCCUCGGCGAGGUUCUUUCUAUGUAGAAAAAGGCUCUGGAAUGUCUGUGGGCUCAGUGUUGGUGUUCUGGUGUCUUGAGGGACACCAGCUGGUGGGUAGUGAGAAAAUUUCCUGCAUCCUGCACAGAGACAUCCCUCAGUGGAGCAACUACCCUCCUGACUGUGAAGCCAUUCCCAAACCAGAGGACCACGGGCUGAGAGUGGCCGUUCUGGCAUCGGUAGUGAGUUGCAUCGUCAUCCUCGCCAUGUCUGUGUCCUUCAUCAUCUGCUGCCUGCAGGAGCGCAUAAGCACAGAGAGGACAGACAGCAGGAGCAGGACCAGAGACAAGCGUAAAUCGUCCUGGAGAAGUGAGUGCUGGUUGGAGCGAGAGGAGGGCGACUGGGAGGCUUUUCCUCCGCCCAAAAUUUACAAUCUAUCCCAACACCUUGACCCCCAUUUGUCCCUUGACAGCCCAGUCUAUAUGGGAGGGUUAGCUGGUUAUGAUAACCGUGGCUAUCAGAGGAGUCAGGAAAAUCUCCUAAAGGCUCCUCUUCCUGGACUCUAUCGUACGGAGAGUCAGGUGUAUCCACAUGUGGUCCUGCAGAGGGUUCCCACACCCACGGUUCCCACUGCACCAGCUGCACCCAGUGUGCCUGUCUACCUCCGCCUUUCCACACCUCCAUCCACAGAAAGCCACAUCGAACAGCUCAUUCUGCCUCCAUACCCCAAACCCUCUUACCACGGCCCCAGUGGCACACCACAGCAUCCAUGGCCAUAGAAACUUGUUUUUGUGUAUACAGAACUUUUACAACAGUUACCAUGAAGAUGGCUUAUAGCCGGCUCCUGAGAAAAAGUCCAGGGAUAAUGGAGAAAAGAUGGCAUAGGUUUGGACUAUUUGGACAAAUCGGAAUAAUCACCUCCUCUUUAUCUUUUUGUCUAUCUUUUUUUGUCACUCAAAAAGAGUUGUGUAAUAUCACACUAUAAGGUCAAUUUUAACAAUUUUUUUAUGGAAAUAUACUGUAGGACAGUUACACAGAUGUCCACAUAUGGAAAGACCUUGGAAUUUCAUCAACCUAAUCUUAAAGUAAUAGUUUACCCAAAAAUGAAAAUUCUCACAUCAUUU